AUGGCUUCGACUGAAUUCAUGGACAUGCCGGAAGCAUCUCCACAAAUGGAAGAUGGCAACCAGCCCACUGUCGAUGACUUGGAAGAAAUAAAUAUUGGUACGACUGACGAUCCUCGUCCAAUUUUUAUUAGUAAACAUCUCUCCAAGGAAAAUAAGGAAAAAUAUUAUGAAUUUCUUUGUGCAAAUAGAGAUGUGUUUGCCUGGACUUAUGAAGAAAUGCCCGGACUAAACCCGGAAGUAGCUGUCCAUCGCCUCGCCAUCCAAGACGACGUUGCGUCGGUGAAACAAGCACAACGAAAGUAUCGUCCAGAAAUACUCCCAAAAAUAAAGGUUGAAGUGGACAAGCUAAUAGCCGCAGGUUUUAUUAGAGAAGUCAAAUACCCCAUAUGGGUCUCUAGUAUUGUACCUGUCAAAAAGAAAAAUGGUCAGACUCGUGUAUGUGUAGAUUUCAGGGAUUUGAAUAAAGCAUGCCCCAAAGAUGAUUUCCCGAUUCCAAUUUCGGAAAUACUAGUUGAUGCUACUAUGGGGCAUGAAAUAUUCUCUUUCAUGGAUGGUUAUUCCGGUUACAAUCAGAUAAAAAUGGCGCCGGAAGAUGAAGAAUUAACAGCUUUCCGCACGCCUAAAGGUAUAUUCUGUUAUAAAGUUAUGCCUUUUGGGUUAAAAAAUGCGGGAGCUACGUAUCAGCGAGCCAUGACAGUCAUCCUCGACGGGUUGCUAUACGAUAUUGUUGAAUGUUAUAUAGACGACAUUGUUGUAAAAUCAAAGCAUGAACAAGAUCACCUAAAGCAUCUCGCUAUAGUGUUCGAACGCCUUAGGCAACAUAACCUAAAGAUGAACCCAAUGAAAUGUGCUUUCGGGGUAUCUUCAGGUAAAUUUCUGGGAUUUAUAGUGACAAAGAAGGGCAUUCAAAUUGACCCAUCCAAAGUACAAGCAAUUGUUAAAAUGCCACCACCCGUGAACCUCAAAAAAUUAAAGAGUCUACAGGGCCAUUUAGCAUACAUAAGAAGGUUUAUUUCAAACUUGUCCGGGAGAUGCAAACCUUUCUCACGACUGAUGAAAAAGGGAGUCCCAUUCGAAUGGGAUCAAGCAUGCCAAAAUGCAUUUUUGGAAAUUAAGAAAUAUUUGAUAAACCCUCCCGUGCUAGGUGCGCCAGUGAAGGAUCGGCCAUUGAUCCUUUAUACUGCUGCUAUGCCUACUUCGCUAGGCGCUCUCUUAGCCCAAAAUAACGAUGCAGGGAAAGAGAUGUCUCUGUAUUAUCUUAGUCGUACCUUAGUAGGGGCUGAGUGCAAUUAUCCGGAUAUGGAAAAAAUAUGUCUCGCAUUGGUUUUCGCUGCACAAAAAUUGCGACAUUACAUGUUAGAACACACGGUGCAUUUAGUAUCAAGAGCAGAUCCUCUCAGAUAUAUCUUAAAUAAAAUGGUGCUCUCAGGGAGAUUAGCUAAAUGGGCAAUGUUUUUGUCCCAAUUUGACAUCACAUACGUACCUCAAAAGGCUAUAAAAGGCCAAGCUUUGGCUGACUUCCUUGCGGCACAUCCGAUCCCAGAUGAUUUUCCCAUAGAUGAUGACUUACUAGAUGAAGAUGUGUUUGCCACAUUGGUUACUAAUUCAACAUGGCAAAUGUACUUCGAUGGAGCAAGUCGGCAGUCUGGGGCAGGUGCUGGAGUUGUGUUCAUCACGCCUAGUGAAGGAGUGAUCCCAUAUUCGUUCACUCUAACAUCAGCAAUAUCAAAUAAUUCAGCUGAGUAUGAAGCUCUUAUCAUCGGUCUUGAGAUAGCUAUAAACAUGGGACUCGAUACGCUCUCUGUUUAUGGAGACUCACAGUUAGUAAUUAAUCAGCUACUGGGAACUUACAUGGUGAAGAAACAAGAGUUGCUGCCAUAUUUCAAAAGGGCUAAAGAACUCAUGGCUAUAUUUGCUGAUCUAAAAAUGCAGCAUAUAGUUAGGAAUCAAAAUGAAAAGGCGGAUGCCUUAGCUGGUCUAGCUGCUAGUAUGUCACUAAAUUCACAUGAAACAAUGGACGUACAUGUGGAAGAGCGAAGAAUACUACCCGUAUUUGCUGAGGAAGAAGAAGCGACGACAUCUUCAGUGAUGACAGCCGAUAUAUGUGAGAUUGAGAUUACUGUGGACGCUAUGACUUCGAGCGAGGACAUGUCGACAACGACUGUAGUGCCGCUCAUGGACGUUUCUUCCCUCACACAGCCUUUUGUGGAGGCCACUAAGUUAGCAUUGGAGAAGAUUGUCGCGGGGACAAGUGCAUCCACUAUUAUUGAACCUCAACACCAGGAAAUCUUGCGGGUGCUGAUUUCAAAUCUUCCGUGUUCGCCUCAAGUCGCUUCGGCUCGAGAGGGGUUGGAAAGACUCCUUUUGAUCUCCACCGAGAUACAGGAAGCUAAAGGAGAAAUUGGGAGCGCAUCCUCCAAACAGUCUGAAGCUAUGACUAGAGCAGAGAGCGCGGUUGCGACACUUGAGGGUGACUUAAAAGGAAAAUCUGAUGUGAUAUCCUCCGUGACAGAGCAACAACUGGAGAGGCACAAGCUGGUGGAAGUGCUCUCAGUUAAACUGAGCAACGCUACUAGAGCAUUACGCGCAGGUGAAGAGGAACUUGCACAGUUGAACUUGGAGUAUUCAGAAAAGCAAUCUGAAGUUAAGAAACUUCGUGAUAGUCUGCAUGACGUCAAUUCUCAAGCUGCCCAGGAACUGAAAGCUCUCGAGGAGAAAACAUUGGUGUUGGAGGUUGCGCUCCCAAUUUCUCCUUUAGCUUCCUGUAUCUCGGUGGAGAUCAAAAGGAGUCUUUCCAACCCCUCUCGAGCCGAAGCGACUUGA
Molecule: messenger RNA, 2823 nt
Organism: Lolium perenne
Lineage: Eukaryota; Viridiplantae; Streptophyta; Magnoliopsida; Poales; Poaceae
Molecular function (GO): nucleic acid binding; RNA-DNA hybrid ribonuclease activity
Source: RefSeq, a predicted model, not a curated record